CGCAAAGGUCUUCUAAGAAAGUCAGUUUAGCAUGCUGACCGAGAGUGGAGAUCAAGAUCCACAUGUAAGUCAGGAAACAAACCCGAACCCUGUCAAGCGCACUAGCCGGAAUUUAAGCGAAAAGAAGAGAAGAGAUCGUUUCAACAUUCUCGUCCAGGAACUUGCCGGGAUUGUUUCUCCAGCAGAUUGUCGGAAACUAGACAAAACAGCUGUGCUCGAGCUUGCUAUUAACUUUUUACGGAAACAUCAGUCAAAAGUACAGUCUCAUCCACGAAAUGGCAGUGGAAAUGCGGCGAGUUGGCAGCCAUCGUUUGCCACAGACACAGAGUUCAACUUGAUUGUCACAGAAGCUUUAGACUCUUGUAUAUUUGCGGUCGAAAAUAGCGGCAAUAUAUUAUAUGCAUCUGACAGUGUUUUGCCUCUGUUAGGACAUCUUUCGUACGAACUAAGUGGAACGAGUUUAUUUGGUUAUGUUCACGAAGAUGAUACUUUGAGAUUUUGGACGAAGCUUGCCUUUGUCUACAGUGGCACUGACGCAGAAGCAGCCGGCGGUAGUAACAAUUUCUUUAUUCGCUUUAAAUGUGGACGUUUUUGUACGCAAAACACUUUUAAAACACUGGAAUGUAAAUUUGCAUGCAUUCGUCGGCAAAAAGAAAACGAAGCACCAACAUGUGUUGUUAUUCUUGGAAAGAUCGAACAACCUCAACCGAACAGAAUCGUCAUGACGUCGGACUGUACUGAGAAGGAAUUUUCGUAUCGUCUAACUAUGGAUUGGAAGUAUGUGUUCAUCGAUCACAGGGCGUCUUCUGUUAUAGGAUUUCUUCCGUUUGAGGUUCUGGGUACUUCUGUAUAUGAGUACUGUGGACCUGAAGAUAUCUUCAAUAUUUCUCAGUAUCACAAGUUUCUUCUCCGUCUCGGGAAGGUUACCACUUGUUACUAUCAACAUAGGACAAAAGGACAGUCUUGGGUAUGGUUGCGAAGCUCUUGUUAUGUCUCUUACAAUCAGUGGAACUCAAAACCGGAAUCAAUUGAUUGCACAGCCACAGUUGUGAACUUUGACGAGGUUUGUUUGAAUCAGACUGACACAAUACGACGCGAUAGAGAACACUUUAAAAGAAUUCUCGAAAGACACGGGGAUGAUUCUGUCGGUUCCCUCAACCCUUGGCCGUCGUCUUGGCUUUACGGUAAUGAAGAAGUUGAGCUACGUGAUGGAGGCAAUGAAUGCGAGCAGAAAGACAAAAAUGAAUCGGGCUUCUCCUCACAAUUUCUAACUCGAUUUCUCAAAUUACCUAGUGACAGAUUGAUGAAUACUUUAGACAAUCAAAGUAUCGGCGAUGUGGAAAUGGAAUCAGACGAAGAGCCAAAUGAACACCUUGUUUGGCUUGAAAGUGUGAAAAUUCCUCCUGGAUUAUCUAGUGUGCAAAUUGCAAUGCAUAUGAAACUUCAAGAGGAGUAUAAGAAAAUUGCCCAGCAAAUUAGACAGCAGGAAAAACAAUUGAAGACAAUUAGGAAGCUUAUUGAAUGGAGCCGAUUACUUUUGGAAUUAGAUAGGAGUUUUGGAACUUUUGAAGUAGAGGAGUCAUCAGUAGACUCUGAAGAUGUGUUGUCUGUUACUUAAAAGUCAUGAAUAUAUUUGGCUGAGUUAAUUGUCACAAGGUCGGGACAUUAGGACUGAUGAGUCACUGCAGCAAACUGCUUCAUGUGUUUCUUUCAAAGGAAGCUUUUCAGUAUGUUUAAAUUCAUGGCAAAACAUACUGAAAGGUUGCUGUGACCUUUCUCUGUGCUUUGUUGCUGUGUUGUGUUACUGUGUAUUUUGUCAGAACUUGUCACCCACAGUGUUACAACCAUAACAUUUGGAUUAACUUGUCAUUGUUUGUAGGUCUGCCUACGAGAAACAUUUUUAAAGUCUUGUAUUAUGAUGAUUUGCUCUUAAAUUCUCACUUUUCUAUUUGCCUACAGCCCAGAUGGACAGGUUGAGUUUCAAUUUAAUGGCCUUUUUGAUCAUGUUACACACACCUCAGCUGAAGCUGUUGGUUUUCACUAGUUUAACCUUUUAAUUUAAAACUUCAAUGUGCAUCUCUCUUCUAGCUGCCAUAUGUUUCCUUCUGAAUAAGUUUAGAGAAUUUGGUGUUUUAUCAAGUUGUCAUGCUCUAGCUGAAAUGUAUGAUCAUUCUCAGUGUAUGUUUGCUCAGCUGGAUGGUGUCUUAAUAUUAUGGGAAGGGGGACUUUGUUGAUGAAUCACUUCUGAAAGUUAAAGGGAUGACUGCUCACCCAUCUUUCCUUCAAAUUUUUUUCCAGUCUUGAAAGGAUACUUUAAAAUAUAAGAUGAUACAUCUUUAA
Molecule: messenger RNA, 2340 nt
Organism: Pocillopora verrucosa
Lineage: Eukaryota; Metazoa; Cnidaria; Anthozoa; Scleractinia; Pocilloporidae
Product: circadian locomoter output cycles protein kaput-like
Biological process (GO): regulation of transcription by RNA polymerase II; circadian regulation of gene expression
Cellular component (GO): CLOCK-BMAL transcription complex
Molecular function (GO): DNA-binding transcription factor activity, RNA polymerase II-specific; protein dimerization activity; RNA polymerase II cis-regulatory region sequence-specific DNA binding
Source: RefSeq, a predicted model, not a curated record